CCCACACUCAUCCACGUGUCAACUCAAAGGCCCCACCGGCGGAAAAUCGAACCACCGCACAAAAAAAGAUACGAUCCGCUUUUCCUCCUCUCUCACCGCGCUGUUUUAUACCGUAAUUUCUCACCGCCACCGCCCACCACCACACUCUAUAAUUACGCCACCACCACUCCCUCCCGCCUUUUCAGUUUCUCAUUCCACUCUUUCUCUCUCUCUCUCUCUCUGGCUUUCGUCUUGCUUUCCUCUCUCCGUUUCCUCCGCAAUUCCGGUGUUCCUUCUCCGCCGGCUAGGAGCAUGCCGAUUAAUUCCGUCGGAGAGCUCUGAUUCUUUCCUUCCCCGGCUGGCUCGCUUCGAUUCGUUUCGGAAUCGGAAAAGUCCGAUUCCAGUGAAUUCGGAUCUGGUGAUACAGCGAUGUCCAGUCCAUUGGAGCGCAUCGCCGGGCCUUGCUUCGAUGGAACGUCGGGGAACGACGAAAGGAGAGAGUGGAGAUCGGACUGGGAGAACUCGGAGGAGGAGAGGAAGACGAGGAUGGGGAGUUUGAAGAAGAAGGCGAUCAAGGCGUCGAGCAAAUUCAGGCAUUCUCUCAAGAAGAAGAAGAAGAGCAAUAAGAAAGGGCGCCGCCAUGGCGAAGAAGGAGGCGCUUCCUACUCCAACGCUGCGGUGAUUGAGGAUGUCUGGAGAGCCGACGAGCUCAAAUUAGUGGAAUCCUUCAGGCAGAUUCUCGCCGCCGAUGAUUUGCUUCCUGCUAAGCUCGACGAUCGCCAUACGUUGCUCAGAUUUCUUAAAGCAAGGAAGUUUGAUGUUGAGAAAGCCAAGCAAAUGUGGAGCAAUAUGAUAGAGUGGAGGAAAGAGUUCGGCACUGACACUAUUAUUGAGGAUUUUGAGUACAACGAAUUGGACCAAGUAUUGGAGUACUAUCCACAGGGUUACCAUGGAGUGGAUAAGGAUGGGAGGCCUAUCUACAUUGAGAGGCUCGGAAAAGUGGAACCCAGUAAACUAAUGGAGGUCACCAGUCUAGAACGAUAUGUGAGAUACCAUGUGAUGGAGUUUGAGAAGACUUUAAAAAUCAAGUUUCCAGCCUGCUCGGUUGCUGCGAAGAGGCGCAUUCAGUCGAGCACAGCUAUCUUGGAUGUCCAAGGGGUGGGUUUAAAAAACCUAACCAAGCCUGCUCGAGAGCUCAUUAUGCAGCUGCAAAAGAUUGAUGGUGAUAACUACCCUGAGACUCUCGAGAGGAUGUUUGUUAUCAAUGCUGGUCCUGGUUUUAAGCUACUCUGGAACACAGUCAAGUCUUUCCUUGAUCCUGAUACAGUGUCCAAGAUUCAUGUUCUUGGUUACAAGUACCAGAGCAAAUUACUUGAAAUAGUAGACCCAAGUCAAUUACCCGAUUUUUUGGGCGGUACUUGUACUUGUGCUGAUGAGGGAGGUUGCUUAAGAUCAGGAAAGGGACCAUGGAAAGACCCCGACACCCUUAAGGUUUUCAUUUUUUAUGACUUAACUAAAAACAUGUAUUUGAUUUGCUUCAUACGCAUUUUUACUUGCUUUCUUUUCAUUUCAAGGCAGAUGAAGAUGAAGACGAGUGAUACUUCCGCUGGUGAGUCAGGGUCUGAAGUUGAAGAUAUCUUCUCUCCAAAUAAAACUAAUAAGAAGCAGUUGCUUCCACGGUUGACACCAGUCCGUGAAGAAGCGAGAGAUGGUGGCAAGGCGAGCACCGCUGUUGGUAUCACUGAGUUCGAUGAAUAUGUGCCCAUGGUAGACAAGACUGUAGAUUCAGAAUGCGAGAGACAAUUGUCUUCAUCAGAACAAGGUAACUCCAAAGACAUAUCAUCGGCAGCUGAAAGGAGAGAGAAAGGUCCAGGAAUCUUGGAUCGAAUCUGGGUUGUGCUCGUCGCGUUAUUCAUAACUCUCCUUGCUUUCCUUCAUUUCCCGACAUAUCCAUCGAAGAAGAGUGGCGGCUUUGUGUCCGAUGCUGAAUCUUCAGUUCCUACCCUCGUGUCAGCAGUGGGGAGAAAGCUGGCUGAACUCGAGCAGAAGGUCGAAAUACUGCAGUCGAAACCUCUUCAAAUGCCGUGCGAGAAAGAGGAGCUGUUGAAUGCUGCUGUCUGUCGGGUGGAUGGACUUGAAGCAGAGCUGAUCGCUACGAAAAAGGCUUUGCAUGAAGCUCUAAUCAAGCAAGACGAACUUCUCGCCUACGUCGAUAAUCUCGAACAAGCCAAGUUCAAGAGGAGGAAGUUUUGCUUUUGAAGAGGAAGAGAAAUCAUUGUACAGAAGGAAGAGAGCCGCAAUCACACAAAUUACAGUUACCACACGUAUCAUAUAUUCACCAUUAUGUAAAAGAGAAUCCGCUGAGUGUAAUAAACUUUGUAAACAACAUUGCCCUUUUAGAGCCUUCUUUUCUCACUAAAAAAAUGCUCCUCCCAAGAUCCUGAAUGAAAGAAAUCCAAAAUUUGGUCUCUACUCUCUACAACCUGAACAAGAACAGAGUAUUCACCACCAUUCACAAUCGCCGAGUCUCUACUCGUAACCAUUAUACUGGAAGGUAUUCCAAGUGUUCUUCCUCUCCACAGAUCGUUCUUCAGGAAAAAGCAAUCCAUUCUCCUCCACCGCCGCCGGCGAUCUGGUCCCUUCCUUGCUCCUCAGCAGCUUCACCACGCCGUGCAGGGCGACGUCGACAUUCUUGCUCUUCAGCAGCUCCCCUGCAACCUCCGCCGGAGUAGCCUCCACCUUCCCCAACAGCUCCUUGAUCUCGCCGAACAGCUCGUGCUCCGUCUCCUCGAGGUAAUUGUACGCCAGUGUCUUGAACGCAGUGAACGUGCAGUACGACAUGUUCACCUGAACGUCGACCCUCCCCGGCCGCAGCAACGCCGGAUCCAGCUCCUCCUUGUGGUUCGUCGUGAACACGAGUAUCUUCUCUUCCACGCACGACGACCACAGCCCGUCCACGAAGUUCAGCAGCCCCGCCAUCGAAAUCUUAUCGUCGUUCUUCUUUGACGCCAAUGCGCGAUCGAAGUCUUCCAUUACGAGAAUAGAUCUAUUGCCGGCGCCGAUGAGGAGCUUGUGGAGGUGGGAAUCGCCGUAGACUUCCUUGAAAUUGAGGUCGUAGACGUCGAACUUGAGGUAAUUCGCCAUGGCGGCGACCAAGCUCGAUUUCCCCGUACCGGGAGGUCCGUACAGCAGGUAACCGCGCUUCCACGCUUUUCCGACCUUCCUGUAGAAAUCCUUCCGCUCGAUGAACGCAUCAAGAUCGGCGAUCAGCGCCUUCUUGAGCCCGGGAUCCAUGGCGACCGUCUCGAACGUGGCCGGAUGGUGGAAGUUGACGGCGCCCCAGUGCUCGUUAUCCCCUCUGUAGUCGAUGGCGUAGAGCUUCACCGUCUUCUUCACCUCCCUGAUCGAUUUCGCCGCCGCGAGAAUGUGGGGGAGGUAGGAGCCAAGAACCAGCUCCCGGUGCUUCUUGUGGAAGGUGAGCUCGAAGAAGCGGAUCUCCGACGGCUGAAGCCCGACGGUGAAUCCGCUGGUGCUGUAGGCCGGGGUGAAGUUAGGGUUGGAAGAGAGGCUCCACUUCAUCUUCGCUCCGCCGAAGGAAUCGACGAGCUCCUGGUGCUGGUCGACGGUGACGUCGAGGUCCUCCUCCUUCUCCGGCUUCAGGACUUUCACCCUGGCGGUGGACUGCGAGAGCUUGUGGGCGAGGUAGAGGUUGGCGGCGUGGAACAUCUGGUUGGCGGUGAGGCCGUCGGACUCGUCGAUGACGACGGUGAGGUUGUUGGAGAUGACGGUGGUGAGGCGGCGGAUGCGGGAGGAGAGGUAGCCGGGGACGAGGUCGCGGAGGAGCAGGGCGGCGGCGGCGAAGGACAUUGCCGUGGAGCGGAGGGAGGUGGAGGGACGGCAGAGGGUCAGGUAGGGACCACAUUUUUCUCGCGAUGUCUCUUGGUGUGA
Messenger RNA from Linum tenue, 3927 nucleotides. NCBI's taxonomy places the organism in Eukaryota, Viridiplantae, Streptophyta, Magnoliopsida, Malpighiales, Linaceae. The record is from the annotation of a GenBank genome assembly.